AAUCAAGAGGAAAUAACGUGUAACUUGUCACUCUUUGUACAUUUGCAUGCGAGACACUUCAGGAUUAUUCGCACCUUUGAACAAAACAGGAUACCCGUCGUGUUUAUCAGAAUGUAAGGUAAGUACACCUAUGUUAUAAUUUUUUAGAUUUCGAUGAGAAAUACGCGACUAAAGGCGGAGAAGUUGAGUAAGUUGGCUUCCUGUCUACGAACACUUCAGACCUCGUGUAGGUACGAUGACGAGACAAAAGUUUUAUAACAACCAAAACAUAAUCAAUUGUUUCCCGAAUACAACGAUGAUAAAGCGAGUAUUUCCUGCGUCAAUGCAUCGCCUGUUUUUUUCUGAGGGACAGUGUAUGUGGAAGAUUACGUCUAGCUUCUUAAAGGCACAAGUUUUAUUUUUUUCGUUACGAAAGUCGAGAACCUUUUGUUGUCGUCGCGGAGAUCCAAGGGAACAUAGUUGUUUCCGGUCGCGGAAAUGAAAACUAUGGAACUAGAAGACAAUGUUGUUUGACAAUGCUUGGUUAAUUGUAUGUUCUACUGAAAUGUUAAAGGGUAUAGAAUGAAUGAUUUGCAGGUGCGAGCCCUAGACAACAGGAUUGCACGGUAUAUUGCAUGAACCGCUACUCAUUUGCAAAAUGUGUACUCGCUGUAAAUAUGACCUCGUGUUGGAAACUGUCAUGACUUUUUGUUAGCAAUAGAAAUUUAUCGAGUCUAAUCCCAUUUCAUAACUGUUAUGACGAUCGAAAGCUUCAUUUUUUAACCAUUCUAUUGAACAGAAACGCGAAAGUGUUUUCUUCAAAAUUCGUAUUACUACAUUUUUACUCAAGAUAUUUUUAGAACUUUUGAAUUGUUGCUCUACUAAAAAGACAUUGCCUAACGCAGAACUAUUCGAAAAUAUUUUCAAAUCCAUAAGUCAAAAAACCCACAUUCUUAUGUUAUCUGUGUCGCAGUAAUUUUACUGUAAAGUAUAGAAAAUUCAAAACACGUUCAGUUUGGAAGACGUAAUAUCCUCCUUCGCAGGAAACACGUAAUCUGCUCUCUGAAGCACGUCCAAUGUGAAAUAUACCUACUACUGCCGGCUUCGCUUCAGCGAGUUCAUCACGACUGUACAAUGCGGUAUUAUUUGUUUUCUGUCAGGGAAUAACAAUAAAAGUGCUUGAAAUGUUCAUUCUGUAGUCGCAAUAAAUAUUGCGAUUCACUUUUAAAGCACACACUACUCACGGGGGAUGUAAUUUAGUUAUUUAUUGUCGACGUGUGCGAGUGACACGGCUUUGGCUUUUGCGUGGGAGUCCGCUACGCCUCAAAGUUCUGCUGCAUACAGAUAUUUACGUCAAUUUCAUUAUAAAAUUCGUGUUGUUUUCGUUUUUUUUUUUUCUUCUCAUUUUCGUGGACAGAAUUCCGCGGUCCUGUAUUUAAAUCAAUUUUUAUUUGUCGCUUUAUUACUAUUGUCUUGCAUGGAUUGUCAACUUUAACCCCGCGAGCAUCACUUUGAAUGUCGAUAUAUUUAUCUUUAUUAUGCCGUUAAGGGCGGUUUUUUAAGGAGUUUUUCCAGAGGGUGAAAUACAGCGUCACCAUUUAGAUAAAAGCUGCCAAGUAGUUCCUUCAUGUGCUAAUCUUUGUUUUUAUUUAUUAGUAAAAUCUCUUUUUUGUGAUAUUUUUAAGUUUGAAAAUAGAUUCUUCUGUAACCCGCUUAUAUUACGGAGGUGAAAUUGAAUCUCUUUGGGUAACCUUGAAUAAUUUCCGCGAAAGAGGCUGUUUGCAUUUAUCUUGUUAUUAAUCUUGACUGCAAUUUUUUGUUUCGAAUGUCUUGAAGUUUUCACUAAGAGGUUUCGUGCGCCAAAUCUCUAUAAAUAGUACCAUUAUCUAAAUAUAGCAGUUUGUUCCUCAACAAACUAAUCUUGGUGACAGUGCCUGGCGACGGACAAUGGAGGAACAUUCGACGUCCUGUUCCUGCUUUCAAGGAAGGAACAACUGAACAUAAUUAAUGGCAAUAAAGUUCAUUUGCGUUUCGAUUUCAGAUUUCUUGCAAAAGGCAGGAAAAUAAGCAUUUACCGGUUAGAGCUUGGAUUAGAUUGUUUUAAAGCGGAAACCGCAUUGAUGUUCCUGUUUGUGCAAAUUGAAACCCCGGUUAUCUGUACGUUCGUUUGCUGUAUCAAGACGCUCUUAGAUUCCGUAAUGUUAUGCACAAUGCAGCAUGAUAUCUUGCGAGUGACAUUUAGUAUUGUUCUGACUGGAUCAUCAGGCAAAACGUCUGUAGUGGCACGACCUAAGAGAAAAUGAAUCCUGUUGAUCAAAUAUCGUGAUGCCCUUUCCCUUUCGAAUGCCGUCAGCUUUAGCUCAGAAUAAUGCUUCCUAAACCAAGGGAACAAAGGCUUUAGUGUGCAUCUAAGUUUCUGAAAUUUGCAAUUCGCAAUCUGUGUCAAAUUUCUCCAUCCUUAAUCGCCUUCGCUCCUUUAUGUCAUAUCAUAACAAUUACGGAGGUUUUUGAUCUUACCAAACUGGUACGCAAAUUGGCUUUUGAUCACGUUACUCUACAUUGCAUUGCUUUGAGGUAUGAUUUCGCUGAAGUAAUAUCGAGUUUAUUUUAACAUUUAAAUCUAGAUGUGUGACGCGAUGUUAGGGCCCUUCCUGAAAGGGCUUAAUUUUCUAAUACUUAACGAGCUCUGCAAGAGUUUGUUUAGCAUUCAAAUCAUGUAUCCGUUAUCAGAUACUUGACUCAUGCGUUUGGUAUUUUCUUCCGCUAAAAUAGCGCCGUUUUCCUUUUACGCUGCAUUUAUGAAUAUCAUUGGCCUCUUAAUUGCCCCUGCACGUUGUCGUAUUCCAAAAAUUCAAUACUACAUUAAUUUUUAGGGUCAUCAUAUAACUAACUGCCUCGGAAUAGGUCGGAAACUAUUCGGAUUGAGUUCGGUACCUGUUCGGAGAGCAGUUCGUGAGCUUUUCGGGACGGAUCAGAAAAAUCUCUGAACCAAUUCCAUGAGCUUGAACACGAAUGAAACUUAUUUUUAACAAUUUACCAAGAGAUUGAAGGAUGAGACAAAUAUCUGGGAAUGUCCGAGAUUCCAGUUGUUAUAUUUAUGAGGUAAUUAGAAUACGUGACAUCGUAAAAGCAAAGUCUUAAGGAGCCAAUAGGAACUCAAAAUAGAAACAAGCGCGGGAAAACACGGGUGACCAAAUUUGAUUUUAUGAAUCUGAUUGGUUGCGAAAGUGGCGCGAAAUUUGGAGACCCAUCAAAGAACUAAGUCAAGCAAAACCACAGAAAUCCCGAAUUGCUCCAAAAUCCGAUUAAGCUUUGCUCUUUUCCUACAGCACAACUUGAACUCUCCUGGGUGAAAUGCCGAAAAGAAAGCGCGGAGUGUGGAAGCGGUCUUCGUGUAACCCAAAUAGGGUUCCCUCGUCCACUGCUUUUGUGAAGCCUAGAGACGACGAAGACGCGGUGUCCAUCUGGGUCCAGUGCGAGAGCGAGAGCUGUCAAAAAUGGCGCCAAAUUUCAGCCGAAGAAGCCGAGGGCUUAGGGGACAGCGCGUGGUAUUGCUGGCUCAAUCGUGACACGCGUUAUAACAACUGCUCCGCCGUGGAACAGAAAGCCAAGAAACCCAAGCAUAUGAAAUUUAUAUACAGUCUGCUUCCCCAGGGAGAAGUGGUCAUGGCUAAAUUGUCGGGUUACCCGCCGUAAGUGUCUAACUGAUUUGCUUACAACUAUUAUUGUUCCUUUAACUGAUUGAACUUGCAUUGAACGCAAAAGCUCAGCGAGAAGCGACGAGAAGUGAGUAAGCUUCUUCAACUAGACGAAAGCCUAGUACCUGAUUCUAGGUCGAAUUGAAAUGUUCUGGUACCAGUUCUGGGCCCAUUUGUAUAAAGGGUAGUUAACGCUAUCCAACGAAUCAAUCGCUAUCCAGCGGAUAAGUGAUUGCAAAACGUAUGGUGUUAUCCGCCGGAUAGACUUUUAUCAAGUGGAUAGCGCUAUCCAACCUUCGAACAACUGGGACCUGAUUUUCUUAAGAGGGAAAGGAAAACUGGAGAACCUGGUGGAAAUUCUCUCAGCAAGGACGAGAUUCAACGACUACGUGUUCUCAAACAUACAAACCCCAGGUCGGGAAAUCGAAAUCUAGCCCCAGCGGUCCGAAGGAAGUGCUCUCACAAAUUUGAAUGUUGUUAAUGAGCCACUGGCUAGUAGGUUGUGGUAUUGGAGGCCUGGUGUAGAGUCUUUGAGUGAACCAACUUCUUGUUCCUGUCUAUGAUAUCUAUCACCCUUUCUUUGUUUCGUAAUUUUCGGAGAUUUCUUGUUCGUCCAGCUCAUUAUUUAAUUUUCUUUUUAACAAGUUGGCCAGGAAUACUAACCCGUGAUCCAACUUGCGGCGAGUACUACGACGCACCGCUGGACAAAGAGAAUGAAAUCACCCAUUAUCACGUAGAAUUUUUUGGUCAGCCUCGUUCACGUGCAUGGCUAGUGCCAGCCCGCGUGCAUCCGCUGCGCUCCAUGAACGAGACUAAGAUGGUUCCUCAAUUCAGAAAGAUUCAGGGAAGGCAAUUGAUUGAACUCAAAAAGUCGUACGAGUUUGCGCUCAAGGAAGCACAGAGCUCCCUUAACACGACUGCAGAGGAGAGGAUAGAGACGUGUCACUUCAAAUAUGUUGAGGGUGAGUCACUGAAGUGAUAUGCCUAAAAUUUUGCUUUGAUGUUGAGGAGAGAAUACAGCCCAGGAACCUGUAGACUGGAGCAAUUUUUAUCAUCGCUGUGAAAACUUUGUAAGAAUUCAAAGAGUAACCUAGGCAAUCGGAAAUUGUCGUCAAAUCUCCUAAAAAUGCGACUAUAGAUACCGCCAUUAAAAAAAAAACUACACAGUAACCUGAUUGCAUAAGACUUUAAACCAUAAAACAAAACUUUAACGCGUGCUUCACCAAAAGCCUUUGUUAUGGUUAGUGCCAAAAAAACGCCAUUUGAGUCCAGAAUGCCUUUUUGAGUAGCUUAUUGUUCAAACAGUUUGUCAAGAUUUGGAAAAGGAAUAGUGGGACUUGAUUUCUUCAUACUAGCCUCCAAAGCAGGAUGUUUACACAUUUGAUUAGAAUUUUCUAACGGUUCGGUUCCUCUUUGGACCCCUCAAAACAAGGUCAGUGUCAUGUACGCUUUUUGCUGUACUUAAUGGUGGGGAUAAAAGUUGUGUGAUUUUUGGAGCACACUUCUCCUCAAUGACGAUCUUCUCAUAAAGGUAUCGAAAACUAAUGUGUCAGACCGUAUUGUAGUGAAGAUUUUCUUUCUGUAAUCUUUUUGAGAAAUCAAUACUUUUAAGUUAAGAGAUAUUUUUAUUAUCUAAAUUUUUGCAAUAAGUUUUGAACGUGUUAUGACAUUCAGCAAAGAGAAAAUUGGGCUUGAUCAUGAUUAAAAUCAUGAACAUAGAGGAAUCCACAUGAAUUGUAGCAAUUUAGUGGGAUGAUGAAACGAUCCCAGCAGUCAUAUUUUGCAACUGCGUAAGCAAGCAGGGGAAAAAAUUAUGGACUUCAACUGGAUUAGAAUCUGUGAUCUCGCGGAGCUCCUUUAAACGUUUGAGCCUACAAUUUACCUGCUUCUGAUGUCAACUUCGUUUCCAGGGUUCACUCUCUCCAGCAGAAAAGAGAGGACGUUGGAAACGAGCUCGCAACUUAGUUGGUUCGAGCAUUACUGAGGGCUCUCGAGGUAAAAGGUCAUCUCAUAUUUCGUUUUCCUUGAACGCAUUUUACAGAGGAAGACAAACCCAGCCCUGUUGCAGUUAGCUUGGAGAGAACAGCUCCAGCUGAAAGAGUCAAGGUACCCGCCAAAAUUCCCGCACGCCGCAAAACCGAUACUCCGUUGAACUCUCCGACGAUUCCUUUAAUGGCGAGUGAGCACUUUGGUGUCGAGCAAGAAUGCUUGGCAAAUCCAGAGUUGAAGGUAUGUAAUGAUUGCGACGAAGGAUAACAGAUUUAUAAUAAUGUCAUGCCAAUUUUCUCCAUAUUAAGUCACCCUUGCUCUUUCAAUGAAUUUUUCGUUCCUCUUUUGUUUUCAUCUAUCUCAAAAAUGUAAUACAUAUUUGAAUUCCCUUGCGGGGAAAGAAUUUUUGCACGUUGCAGAAAAUAUCAAAAUAUUUUUCCACAAAAUAUCAAGAACUAGUCCUAAGGCCUAGUUGUUCGGAGGCCGAUUAGCGCAAACCCAAGGUUAAAUUUUAAUUCCGGGUCAUUUUAUUCCCUUGAUCAAAAGCCUUUUUGGGAAAAUUUUCUCUAUUCUUUAAAGAGCAUCCAAUAACAAUAUCCUAAACAAAAAGAAUUAUACUGAAUUUUUUGUUAAAGCUUUCAGAUCUGAGAUCAGAUUUCACACCAAUCCUGGGUUAUCUUAAUCCAGCUUCGAACAACCCCGCCUAAAAGUUCAAACCUGGCGCUUGUGGGCCAUGGCACUUGUUGCAUAUUUUAAAACGGUAGUCAGGAAACGUGAAUCAAUUACUCCAAGUCGAAGCUUACUUCUUAACUUCCCGUGAAAGUAAUGUGAGAUAAGAGACUUGUCUUUUUGUGACCGCUUAUGAAGUGAAUCAAUAUGAGGACGACCACGCGAGACGUGGUGAAGGACAGUCUAGAAACAGAAUGGGGUGCAAGGGUUAAGAACCUAGAGUGAAGCAGCCAUUGCUACAAAAAUAGAGCAGUCUGGAGAUGUAGAGAGAGCAGCUCCAGCAAGAUGGCUUCUUCUGGCUCGUAAGCUGAUGUCUUUGGGUAAAAAGUAUUUUUUUCUCAAUUUUACUGUUUUCUGACUGUAGGAAAAAGAAUUCCUGGAGCGUCUGCAGGCGUUUUCAUCAGAGCGAGGAGUCACUUUACCCAGAGCACCAGUCUGGCGAGGAAAAAGCAUCAAUCUGUUUAGAUUCUACAACUUGGUUCAGCAACGUGGUGGAUUUGAAAAAGUAAACUAGUAGGCGGUGUGCAUAAACAUGUUAUGUCACCUUGUUUACUUUUCAACUGAUAAGAAAGGGUCGUGAUGCGAAAAGACUCCAAAAGUGGAGUAAGCGUGAUCAAAUGAUCAACAUUUCCAAGUUUGAGACGACUAAUGCUGAUUAAAUUGCAAUAUUUCUGAACAACGAUUAUUGAUUUUCUAAAAAAUUGAAACAGUUGCGCGAAAUCGCAUUUAAACGAAAGUGGCUUUAAAAUAAUUGCACUUCCCAACACUUUUUAUAAGGUCAUCGGUUCGCACCGUGCGAUUUUUCUCUCCCGGUUGACGAGGUGACACGACACGUCUAUGCAUGCAAAGUGCUCAGAACCUACAAUUGAACGUAAUAAAUUUAUUGGUUUAUUUAUUUUUCAUUUUUCUCAAGGAGGAAACUAAGGAUCGUAAUUUAAAAUAAUCAUGGUUGUCACAGUUCUGGAGAAAGUCAGAGAAAGAUAAAAUUAUUUGAGAUCAGGAAUAAGUCAGGGGAUUUAUUGUUGCUUUUUUGUUCUGUUUGUCUGUUUUGUAUUUAUGACUCAUUAUCUGCAAUAACAUUCAGGUCUGUCAACGCAGAUUGUGGGACGAAUUGUAUAACGAGUUGGUAGAGUUGAAUGAGAUAUAUGAAGGAAUAAGCACGCCUACACAAGUUUUCUACCAAAAGUAAGUAAAUGAAAUCUUAGACCACUUACCUUUCGUUCGUUCUACAGUUUGUCAGCCCCCCGCCGGUCUGUCUAUUCGAAACUUCGUUCCUUCUUGCUCUUAUUCAUUUGUUUCCCCGCACUCCUUCCCUUGUGCAUUUUUUACGUCCAUUCUUUCGUUCAUUUAUUUGAUCGUUGGCUCAUUCGAUCUUUGUCUCCCCCUCAGUUCGCCGUUCUUGAUUUUUUUGUUCGUCUUCCUUCCAUCCUUGAAUUCUUCCCCUCGUUUAUUCAAUAAGAACCAGGGGAUGGACGAACGAAAACACACGAACAGCAAGACGGGAACCAGGGAACUAAAGGGUGGACAUACGAAAAACGACCGAACGAUGAUCGAGCCAAAUUAGGCGAUCAAGCACACAAAUCAACGAGGAAACACAGUAGAUGUACAUGUUAUCAUGAUUGAUAAAGGAAUAGACUCUACUUCUGUUGUUAAUACUGCGUUGACGAUUUUAACACCUAGAUCUUUUUUGUUUAUAGAUAUCUGAUGCCUUUUGAGCAUCAUCUUAGAAAUCAAAAGACAAGUGGUACGCAAAUUUUUAUCUCAUCUCAUUUAAUUUAUUUAUUUCAUUUUCUUUUCUUUUCUUUUCUUUUUUUUGUUUUUGGUUUUGUGAUUCAACUCUGACCUCUUAUCAACUUGACUUCGACUGACGCCCAUUCACCACGUUCGGUUUUUGUCUUAUCUGUUUGAAUUUCUCAAGAGUUCCAAUUUGUCUCAGACGAUGUAACCAGACCGCCAUCUCAGGCUAAGUGGCCAACCUGUAAACCAGUCUGCCAGUGGAGAAGGACUUCCUGCUCGUCAGCUGUGGACGAAGGUACGUUGCUGUGAAGGGACUGCAACACCAUAUUUUGAGUAAAUUUUCGUCUCUUGUUAAGAUUACUGUCGACCACUAGGGGUAUGUUUUUGAAAAUUGUCUGUCAUGGUAAAGGAAAAUAAAUUUAUGAUCAGAAUUAAUUCUUAUUUUAACGAUUUGUUAGCGCACGUAAGCCCUUAAACACAAAUUUGUGCACUAAAUUGAAUUACCUGCCUUCCUGUUUGCACGCACGACCAAUAAACCGCGCAGUGAAAUCAGCUGUUCUGCAAAAGGGAGUUUGACUUUUUCGAUAUUCCCCUUAGAGAAUUUCCUUUAAACUCUGUGAAUGAAUCAUUUCCCGAUCUUCAUUACUUAAGGAGGCGUAAAGGAAAAAGUACUUGGAAUAUCGAAAAAGCCUCACUAAUUUUGGCGCAUUAAUAACCAAUUAACGUUUUGGCUAAAUUUUGUAAUGAUCCGUUAAAUUAAGAUGCUCUAUUCAUUCGGCCUCUAAAGGUCUACAAUAACCUUAUAAGAAAAAAAGAAGUUGAGUACGAACCAAAACAGAAAAGAGAUGGCUUAAUUCUAAUAUGGGAAAGAUUAAAGCGGGUUUCCAUUGAUGAACUCAUUUUUUUCAAGAUUCAAAACCGUGACAUCCAAUUUGUUGUUACUCUCUCUCCAGGCGAACAGAUGGUGCCUCAGAAUACCCAUGCAACUCACAAACAAAACGCAGAUUCGACGAAACAUCUUGACAAUCGUGAAAAUGCGAACAACGCAAUGGUAAAUAGGGGUAAGUUAUUUCAAUUCCAUAUUUUAUGUUACCCAUUUAUACUCCCAAGUCGAGGGGGAUAAACCCCACGCCACGCCAUUUCAUCAGGUUUCCCAGACAGUUCUCUGUUACAUAUUUAUACUCUCUGGUUGAGGGGGAUAAACUCCACGCCAUUUCAUCAGGUUUCCCUGGCAGUUCUCUGAUACCCAUUUACACUCUUCGGUUGAGGGGGAUAAGCCCCACGAUAUUUCAUCAGGUUUCCCUGACAAUCCUCUGUUACCCAUUUAUACUCCCGGGUUGAGGGGGAUAAACCCCACGCCAUUUCAUCAGGUUUCCCUGACAGUUCUCUGUUACUCAUUUAUACUCCCGGGUUGAGGUGGAUAAACCUUACGGCAUUUCAUCAGGUUUCCCUGGCAGUUCUCUGUUACCCAUUUACACUCCCGGGUUGAGGUGGAUAAACCUCACAGCAUUUCAUCAGGUUUCCUUGGCAGUUCUCUGUUACCCAUUUACAAUCCCGGGGUGAGGGGAUAAACCCCACGACAUUUCAUCAGGUUUCCCUGGCAGUUCUCUGUUACCCAUUUACACUCCCGGGUUGAGGGGAUAAACCUCACAGCAUUUCAUCAGGUUUCCUUGACAGUUCUCCGUUGGGUGAGGCGGUUAAAAAAGAGAGUAAAGUUUCUGGACCAAAAACCAAAACAACAUGCUCAUUCAGGACCUGUACAAGGACUACUUGCCGAUAGGAAUUUUGCGAAUUUAUUCCUGUGUUAAGCCGUGAUAUGAUCUUGUUUGAUAGUAAUCCUUACAUUUUCGUUUUUUUUGGUUUUGGUUUUUUUUUUUUUUUUUUUUGUUUUGUUUUUUGUUUUGUUUUUUGUUUUGUUUUUUGUUUUGUUUUUUGUUUUGUUUUGUUUUGUUUUUUAAUUCUUUGCAGCUUUCCAAUCAUGCACACUUUUAACAAGGGAGGCGGGUCAGGAUGAGGUUCCCAGUUCGAACCCAGAUUCCCCUCACCAGUCGUUUGGUGGCUGUUCUUUUGAUAGCGAUGGUAAGCAAUUUGUUUGCGAGAUAAAUCAUUAGAUGGAUGAUUUUUCCAGCGCGGUUAAAAUGUGGUCAUAAUUUAUGAGAUCGAUUGAUCAUUGCUCUUAUCGAUUUUCUGUUGGUUUUGUCUGUUUCUUUGUUUUGCUUUUUUUUCUAGUGUGCAUUUGGGGUCCAUUUUUGUAUUCACUUUUCUCGUUGAUAUUUUUUUGUAUAAAAAAUGGAAAGUAUUAAUUAGAAAAACGGAAAAAAUUGUUCGGCUGAUAUGACAAUCGAGAUCUACUGAUUCUGGAGGAUAAUAAAACAAAGAUGCUUCUGAAGUUCCUAUACAGCCACUCUUUUCUCCGAGGUUAAGUCUGUUCCUUUUUUCGUUUGUUUUUUUUCUGUUGUUACUUACGUCAGCUGUUGUAUUUAUGUCUGUUUGCAGACUUUGCUUUUGUGUUUUUUUCUUUUUUUUCUCUCGGUGGUCGUUAUGAACAAAAAUAUAUCUUGAAUAAAUUAAUAACCCUAAGCACUGUACCCAUACAAAAUGUUCCAGUUUUGUUGUUGUUUCCGGUAUUUCAUAGAAACCAGGCUUACCCCAGUAAAGCGUGAAAUUGUUUCAAUGGUUUCGUUUAAUUUUAGAUAGAUAAGUAGACUUUGGAUAGUUCCAUCCGAAUUUUGAUCGUUCCGUAUAAUCUCGGUCGGUGCUAUAAGAUCGUGGAUAGGUCCGACAAAUUUUGUACGAUUCCCUUUAUUUCUAGAAAGUUCGGUCUGACCGUGGAUAACCCAGGUGUUAGGAGAGACCGCGUUGUGUAUUAUUUUAAUGUUCAACUCUCAUAGUGUAUCGUAAACUGACUAUUUGUACAUUUAAAAAACAGACGACGAAAGCACAAGUUCCACUUGCGAAGCAGCGGAGCGAGAACUUCAACAGCUGGAGAGAUUACUGUUGUCGCUUGAACCCUCCCUUUACCCUCAGACAGGUCAGUGUACUCCCCCUACCCGUGUCAUGCGCGAGUUAUGAGCAUUGUACGGUGUUGUCGUUCCAAAGCAUAAGUAAAGGUAUGAAGGGGCGAGGGAAAAUAAGGACAGUCAACUACAGUCCAUAGGGAAGGUUGAUAUUCUGGUUCUCUCCAAUUCCAUGUUACUCAUGGCCAAGCAGCACCAUGUCAUACACUGCGCCCAAUUUUCAAACGUUAGUCUUAUUUUCAGUAUAUUAGCUCGUUUAUACAUACGCCAUUACAAAGGGUGUUGACUCUUGAGCCCUCACUUUACCCCCGGACAGGUAAGUAUACUGACCCCACCCGUGCCAUGCAUGAUUUUAAAGUAUUGAACGGUAUGGUGAUUUCGUUGUUGUCUUGGCAUAACGUAGGGAGAGGUAGGAUGGGGUGAAGGGAAAUAGGAACAGUCUCAACGAUUAUGAUGACUAUUAAUGUCGUCGUUCUCUGUCGAAGCCCAUAUUAUUUUUGAGCAAGAUACCUUAUGCCGAUUAUUGUGCUCCAGUUUCAAAAGUUAUUUUUAUUUUUAACAGCGAUUGCUCGGUGAAACGUCGUCCAUCACCUGGAGGUGAAGGCGUUCCAGUCGAGCUGCAUUAACUAAAAAAGAUCGAGAGAGAAACAGUUUUUAUUUGCAUGCUAAAUAUAAUUUACAAUGUGUGACCCUGCUAACUAAGUGUAAAACACGGAAUAGAUAUUACAUGCAGUUAUUACUACAUGCAAAAAGUUAUUACUACAUACAAAAGUUAUUACUACAUACAAAAGUAGUUGAACAGAAUUUGCCUAAGCUGUAAAAUUUCGAGAAAGUGAUGUUUGUAAGAUUAAACUUAUGUACCCUUUUGUUUCUCUUCAAGAAGGCGAUGCACUCUCUAAGAGCAGGUUAGAAGUAUUUUUAUUAUACUAGAGAAUCUCAUUCUAUCACCUCGCGCUCUCCGAAACUUCUGUAAAUGUCCUACGUCUUCUUUUCGCAUUAUUUCUAACACACCGUAAAGCAGACCACUUUUACAGCUUAAACGUAAAUGGUAUCAGAUAAAUGACAGUGACAGUGCUACCAGAGUUAUGCAACAAAAAAUGAAGUCGCCAGAGUUCGGUGCUUAUACAAUAGUCGGCUCCCUCUAGUCCAAACUAGUUUAUACGCUGUGGGACUAACGUUUCGAGUCGGUUCCAUCUUAUUUCUGACUUUUCAGUGAGAUGGUUCCGUCUGAUUCCGGACGAGAUCCGUUUGAUUUUGGACGGGAUCCGAUUACGUCGGAUUUCGGACGGUUCCGUCCGAUUUCGAAACGUUUACGUCAGAUUUCGGAUGGGUCUGUCCUUUCUGGCGUAUUCACCCGAUUCUGGACGGUUCACUGCUUGCCAGAAAAAGGGAUUUCUUUCUUAGUUUAUUCGCGUAUUCAAGCUUAUUGUUAAUAGGUAAGUUUCCAGCCACAUAAAUUCUGUCACUUUUUUUUUCAAUAAAAUAGAGAGCAGCAAGAGGUAAAACAGUUUCCUCACGCAGAGCCUGUAGGUGUAAACGGAACUGCCGAGAAAGUAGACCUUACAAAAACUUUAGAUGAAAUGGCCAGAAUAGAAGGUAAUGUUUAGCGGGGGUCAUUUAAUCUCUCGUUACAUUGCUUGAACGAGGAACUGUGAUUCUUUGUCAAACGCGUCAUGUUACCUGGCGUCUGCCCACUUAAACCAAAGCCUUUCGCAUAAGAGAAUUGUUGUCGUAAUACUCCCUUGUUCUGCAACGAAACAAACAAAUAUUAAGAUGUACUAAUCAGAUUUUAUUUUCAAGUUAUUGCAUGCUUCGCGAAAAAUUGCUAGGUCCCUUAAUGAUUCGAAGAUUUAUUCAGUUGAAAUUUUGUCCCCAAGCACGUUCCUUUUAAUUAUUAUCUUUGAUGUCUCCAUUUUGAAAGUCAUUUACCUUGGGUAGUCAAAUUAAGCUUUAAGCGAGCUCGUCCCUGUUUUGUCGCACUUUGUAAUAAAAAUCUGUCGCACUUAAUCGUCCCUGUGAAAUCUAAAGGGCAGAUAAAUAACAUAUAUAUUCAUUCCGAUUAUUCCUUUCUUCAUUCUCUAGGAGCGAUAGCAGACUUGAAUACAUUGGUUGCAUUAGAUAUGGAGCAGCUGUGAUUUGUGAUAUGCAUGUAUCGGACUUAUAACUUGUACUCCCUCAGUGAGUAUUUUCGGAACGAACAGAUCCCGGAAAUAUUUGUAGAUAGCGGUUUAAAAGAAGUGUUCUCGUUAUUUUCGACGAUUUUGACGAGCUGCCAUAGUUUGCAGCCAUCUCCAAGACUGAUUUGUUUUCCCUUGGUGUCUAAAGAAAUCAUGGUUUUUGUCAAUGUUUUGAAUAAAUCAUUUGUUGAAGAGGCAUGUUGAAGUUUUAUGACAAAUUGAUGCAUAUGUUGCCAAAGUUGUCGAUUCACGCCUUCGAGUGACCACUUGUCAUGUUAUAUCGACUCUUCGAAAACUGGAAAUCCACCCGCCAAUAGAAACCCUGAGGCGUUCCAUGUAGUCUCAGUUGACUCUAUUCCGACUUCAAGGUUUUUUAGCGGCUUAGGUUCACCUGAGAAAUCGUUGACGGUUGUUGAUCGAGUGCGAGCAGCGAAUCAGUACUGCUUAAAUCACAA
This is a messenger RNA of Pocillopora meandrina, 13781 nucleotides long. NCBI's taxonomy places the organism in Eukaryota, Metazoa, Cnidaria, Anthozoa, Scleractinia, Pocilloporidae. The record is from the annotation of a GenBank genome assembly.